AUGGUCAACAAAGAAAUCCAAGAAAAACUCACAGCCUUUGUCGCUGAACGAGACUGGGCACAGUUUCAUACCCCCGAAAACCUCGCCAAAAGCGUUUCCAUCGAAGCCGCCGAGCUCCUUGAGUGCUUCCAGUGGAGCGCAGAGCCUGAUCCGAAACGAGUGCAGGAAGAACUCGCAGAUGUCUUGACAUACUGUCUACUUCUUGCUGACAAUAUGGGUGUCGACCCGGACAAGAUUGUGUUGGAUAAGCUUGAGAUCACACGGAAGAAGUACCCUGUUGAUAAAGCGAAGGGAAGCAGCAAGAAGUACGACCAGCUUGAUGAUAGUAAAGCUUAA
Messenger RNA from Fusarium coffeatum, 336 nucleotides. RefSeq lists its product as uncharacterized. Lineage: Eukaryota; Fungi; Ascomycota; Sordariomycetes; Hypocreales; Nectriaceae. Bases 1 to 336 code for a protein of 111 amino acids. Gene Ontology annotation, cellular component: cytosol. Gene Ontology annotation, biological process: dCTP catabolic process; DNA protection. Gene Ontology annotation, molecular function: dCTP diphosphatase activity. The record is from RefSeq and is a predicted model, not a curated record. The transcript has a single exon.